Debaryomyces tyrocola is the source of this 1896-nucleotide messenger RNA. The record is from the annotation of a GenBank genome assembly. Lineage: Eukaryota; Fungi; Ascomycota; Pichiomycetes; Serinales; Debaryomycetaceae.
AUGUGGUUUGCAGCAGACGGCAGUAGGGCCCUUCCCCUUAUGAGUAUAACAUCGGGUGACCUUAGUAAUGAUGGUCUUUUGUACUUUUACCAAACCGAAAGAAAUGGAGCCAUGACCGACUUAGGAGGUGGAGCAGGUACAACUUUUGAGAAUAAUGGUCAAGUCUGUUUAACAAACAGAAUUUACGACCAAACUUCUAAAAUUAGUGGUGAUGGUUGUUUUGAUAUUGGAGAAGAUAGUGUUGUUUUCCUUCAAAAUUCGCUCUUGGAUAUUUCUUCAGAUCAAACAUUCUAUUUAAGUACUUCAUCUUCAUCUUUGAAAGUCGAAUCCAACGCUAGGCAGCAAACAUUUAAGGUCGCUGGUUGGGGUAAUGGUAACUUAAUUGGAUUUAGUAUGAAAAUCCAGUCCUUCGAUUAUGAUGACAGCACUGGUACUUUGUCCGUACAAAGUGGUACCUCAGGUGCUUCAUUUACUUAUAAAUUCGAUAUUGGUAGUGGAUACGAUGAGUCAAAGAUAGAAAUUGUUGACCCUGACUUUGGAACUGGGAUCAUCAACAUUCCAAAUGGUGGGCUUGUUUAUAAUGAUGAUGUUCCAAACCCUGAAACUCCUCUGAGUUGCAGUGCUUGUUCACCAAUCCCUGAUAUUCCAACUACCACGCCAAGCUCCUCAGCUUCUUCUUCGGCACCACCAAGUUCAUCCGAGCCACCAAGUUCAUCCGAGCCACCAGGUUCAUCUGAACCACCAAGCUCAUCCGAACCUCCAAGCUCGUCUGAAUCAUCAAGUUCGUCUGAAUCAUCAAGUUCGUUUGAAUCAUCAAGUUCAUCCGAGCCACCAAGUUCAUCUGAACCACCAAGCUCAUCCGAACCUCCAAGCUCGUCUGAAUCAUCAAGUUCGUCUGAAUCAUCAAGUUCUACUGAACCACCAAGUUCAUCAUCAAGCUCUACUGAACCACCACGUUCAUCCGACUUAUUAAGUUCUUCUGAAGUAAGUGAAACUGAAACUUCGACAGAACCACCAAGCUCUUCCGCUGCUACAUCUUCAGCUAGUGAGACUAGUAAUUCCUUAAUUACGAGCGGACAAGAACAAACUAACACUGCCACUCCAUCAACCACCCCAACAGGUUCAGAAAACAAUACCUCUAAUACUGACAAUGGAUCAGGAGACCAAUCAAAUACAGAAACAACUACCCCAACAGGAUCGGAUAAUGGUUCUGGUGAUGGAUCCGACAAUGGUUCUGGCGAUGGUUCUGGCGAUGGAUCAGACAAUGGUUCUGGCGAUGGAUCAGACAAUGGUUCUGGCGAUGGUUCAGACAAUGGCUCAGGUAAUGGAUCAGGUUCAGGUGAUGGUUCCGGCUCAGACAAUGGUUCUGACGACGGUUCAAGUGAUGGAUCAGAAAAUGGUUCUGGUGACGCUUCAGGAUCACGCUCUGGCGAUGAUUCGGGCUCAGGUUCAGGUGUUGGUUCCGGCUCAGAUUCAGGUGAUGGUUCUGGCUCAGGUUCAGGAUCAGGCUCAGGCUCAGGCUCCGGCUCAGGUUCAGGUUCAGAUUCUGGAGAUGGUUCGGGAUCAGGCUCUGAUGAUGGCUCUGGCUCAGACAAUGGCUCAGACAAAGGAUCAGGGUCAGGCGCUGACAGUGGAUUAGGUAAUGGUUCAGGAUCACCUGGCGAUAGCUCCGGUUCUGGUGAUAGUUCAGGAUCAGGUUCAGACAAUGGCUCAGACAAUGGUUCUGGUGACGGAACAGGCUCAGAUCCUGACACAGAUUCAGGCACAGACUCAGGAUCAUCUGCUUCUGCUUCGUCCACAGCUACUGUUAGCGCUUACGAAGGAGCUGCCCCAAUGAAUAAAAUUUCAUCCUUCUCAAUUGCAUUGGUGCCAUUAGCAUUGAUGGCUCUUAUUUGA